Molecule: messenger RNA, 1458 nt
Organism: Saxophila tyrrhenica
Lineage: Eukaryota; Fungi; Ascomycota; Dothideomycetes; Mycosphaerellales; Extremaceae
Gene: NdufS2
Product: ndufs2, NADH ubiquinone oxidoreductase 49 kd subunit
Exons: 3
Coding region: 1-1458 (485 amino acids)
Biological process (GO): mitochondrial electron transport, NADH to ubiquinone
Molecular function (GO): oxidoreductase activity, acting on NAD(P)H; NAD binding; quinone binding
Source: RefSeq, a predicted model, not a curated record
AUGGCAGCACCCUUCACUCGCCUGGCCUUUGGCACCAGCGCCAAACGGGUGUGCCUUCGCCAACGACCCUUCCCCGUCACAUCCUCGCUCCGAAGUCUGUCGACGACGCCUACAAGACGACAAGCAGCGCCGGCACCUGAACCAGCACAGCCCUUCCGCGAUGCGCCCACAAUGCCUCACCAGGGCACACGCCUGAUUCCGGUCGAUCCAGCAUUUGGCCACCCAGUCGACCCCAACGACCCGCAAUAUCUAAACCUUGCUCGGGACAAGGGCGACAACCCAGAGGAGCGCAAGAUUCGACACUACACAGUCAACUUUGGCCCGCAACAUCCAGCCGCACACGGCGUGUUGCGAUUGAUUUUGGAGCUCAAUGGCGAGGAAAUCGUGCGGGCGGACCCGCACGUUGGUCUGUUGCACAGAGGAACAGAGAAGUUGAUCGAGUACAAGACAUAUCUGCAGGCCCUACCUUACUUCGACCGUCUGGACUACGUGAGCAUGAUGACAAACGAGCAAUGCUUCAGUUUGGCAGUGGAGAAGCUGCUGAAUAUCGAAAUACCGGAGCGGGCGAAAUGGAUCCGGACACUGUUUGGCGAAAUCACCCGGAUAUUGAACCACCUCAUGAGUGUGUUGAGUCACGCCAUGGAUGUUGGUGCUCUCACACCCUUCUUGUGGGGCUUCGAGGAGCGAGAGAAGCUAAUGGAGUUCUACGAGCGUGUCUCUGGUGCACGACUUCACGCUGCUUAUGUGCGACCGGGUGGCGUUGCUUCCGACCUUCCUCUCGGCCUUCUCGACGACAUCUACCAGUGGGCCACCCAAUUCGGGGAUCGCAUCGACGAGACCGAAGAGCUUCUCACCGACAACCGUAUCUGGAUCGGACGAACUAAGGGUGUUGGUGUUGUGAGCGCAGCUGAGGCCCUCAACAUGUCCUUCUCCGGUGUCAUGCUUCGUGGCUCCGGUGUACCAUGGGACAUUCGCAAGUCUCAACCUUACGACGCUUACGAUCAAGUCGAGUUUGAUGUGCCCGUGGGCGUCAAUGGAGACUGCUACGAUCGAUACCUCUGCCGCAUGGAAGAGUUCCGACAGUCGCUCCGCAUUAUCCACCAAUGCCUGAACAAGAUCACCGCGGGGCCAGUCAAGGUCGAGGACUACAAGAUCGCACCGCCACCGCGUGCAGCCAUGAAGGAAAACAUGGAGGCGCUGAUCCACCACUUUUUGCUUUUCAGCAAGGGUUACACUGUUCCGCCUGGCGAGACCUACUCUGCGAUCGAGGCACCCAAGGGCGAGAUGGGUGUGUUCGUGGUCAGUGACGGCAGUGAGAGGCCUUACAGGUGCAAGAUCCGUGCGCCAGGGUUCGCACAUUUGGCUUGCUUCGAUCAGGUGUCAAGGGGCCAUCUGCUGGCCGAUGCGGUGGCAAUCAUUGGCACGAUGGACCUCGUUUUUGGAGAAGUAGACAGAUAA